This is a messenger RNA of Sesamum indicum (sesame), 2835 nucleotides long. RefSeq names its product S3 self-incompatibility locus-linked pollen protein. Gene Ontology annotation, biological process: response to endoplasmic reticulum stress; positive regulation of ERAD pathway. Gene Ontology annotation, cellular component: endoplasmic reticulum. The record is from RefSeq and is a predicted model, not a curated record. Lineage: Eukaryota; Viridiplantae; Streptophyta; Magnoliopsida; Lamiales; Pedaliaceae.
UUUGGGGAGAUUGGUUUGACUCUGACCAACAACAACAAUCAAUCCAUCCAUCAAUCAAAACUUCAACCACAACCCCGCAAACUUCACUGUUGCAGUAAUUGCCGUUGGUCGCGCAGUAGUGCUUUAUCAUCAUGGGCUAUAGCCCGGAAGAAAUAUUCAACAAUCAGAAUAUCCGCCUCUGCUGCUUUUGUUGAUUCUAAUUCUUGACCUUUACCUUCUUCUUCUGCGGAGAUAUCUAUCAAUUCCGACACUGAUUCCUCUGUACAUAUAUAUAUAUAUAUGUAUAACUUCUCUAAUUGAAAAUGGAUCCGGAACAGACAUUUAUAAGGGUGCAGGAGCGCUUCUCUGAGAUGCUGACUCCCAGAAUCAGAGCCAAGCUCGAGUACUUUUUCCUAUUCUUGGCUAUUACCCUCUUCUGUAUUCUCGUUGUCAUGCACGCCAAUUAUGUUCAACAGCCUGGCUGUUCGAGUGAGUUCUCUAGUGUUCAAACGUCUGAUGCCCAGCUUAUUCAGAUUACGAUUACAAGUGCUGGCUUGUGGUCACAUAAUGAGGCUGUGAAUGAUGUGAUAGAUGUUCAUGAUACAGAAACUGAAAUUGAAAUUGGAAAACCGACCAAUGUUGAUGGAAAUGGUUCGCCUCAUUUGGCUGCAAAAUCAUGGUUGAGUUGGAUUAGCUCCGAUGCUAAAAGGGUGAGAUCUCAAUCAGGAUUUUGGAAGACUGACAAUGAUGCCUUGGAAUCUCAACAAGAAUUUCCUAUUGGCAAUGAAAGAUUUAAGCCGGCAUCUGAUGAUGUGACAGUGAAAGUCAGUAAAGACGUACCACGUAGUAGGUUCUUUAUUUCACCGAAAGAAUCCCUCAGAGCAGCAAUAAUGCAUAUUGGGAAAAAGUGGCAUGGGCGUUUAUCUUUCUUUCUGAGACUAGCAAGGCGAACUCUUGGAGGUUUAUGGGAUAUUGCUGGUAUAAAUUUGAAUUUUGAUAUUCCCAAGUGGCUCAAUAUCUUACAUUCGGACAGGCUCAACUCCUAUGCAGUGCAGUGGCUUGAAAAGAGAAGCAAGGCAUUUGAACCAGCGUACUUAUAUACCAAGGAGAAGGGUUAUUUCCUGUUGCCUGAAGAAGCCAGAUCAAGGCAUGGUAUUCGUACCACUAAUAUCAGCAUUUCAGCCCGGCACAGUUGCUUUGGCAACCGGUGGCAGCAGCUGCUGAUAAACAGGGUUGUAGGAUACGACACUAUUUUGAUGAACAGUUUGUUGAACUCUCCGGGCCAUGGCUACCUCUAUAAUUACCAAACAAAGGAGUUCUACAAUCUUACUUAUGCUCAUGAGCAACCUGAAAGUUCUGCAAAAUUUGGAGACUAUCUUGUGACCAAGUGUGGUGUAUUGAUGAUGUCACUUUUUGUUUUCUUCACAACCACAAUGUCGGUAUCAUUUACAUUGAGAGAGACACAGACUCGUAUGCUGAAGUUUACAGUGCAGCUCCAGCAUCAUGCUCGGCAUAGGCUUCCAACAUUUCAAUUGAUUUUCGUGCAUGUAAUUGAAUCACUUGUUUUUGUUCCGAUAAUGAUUGGAAUCCUAUUUUUCCUCUUCGAGUUUUAUGAUGAUCAGCUGUUGGCUUUUAUGGUUUUAAUUCUUGUCUGGAUCUGUGAACUAUUCACACUAAUCAGUGUUCGUACGCCAAUAUCAAUGAAGUUCUUUCCUCGCUUCUUUUUGCUCUACUUUCUAGUGUUUCACAUAUACUUUUUCUCCUAUACAUAUGGGUUUUCUUAUUUGGCUCUCUCAACCUCCGCAGCAUUUAUGCAACACCUUGUCCUCUAUUUUUGGAACAGAUUUGAGGUUCCGGCUCUCCAGAGGUUUAUGCAAAAUCGUCGGUCACAUUUCCAACAGCAUCCAGAUUUUCAUAUUACAUCGUCUACUAUUCUUGCCUCAACAUUGCGUAUCACAAGAUUAAACACGAGGAACUCUGGGCCUGUAAACACUGAGUUGGCCUCUGGACCAGUAGUUCGAGAUGGAGUUGAUACAGGAACGGCAAGCAACACUGUAACUGGAUUCUCUGGUUCCGAAGAACAACCAAGUAAUGACAAUCAAGGUAGGUUAGGCAAUCCUCUUGAUAUUGGAGGGCAACCUGUCCUUCGUCAGCCAGAAGGCGGAGGCAUUCGUGGGGCUAUGAGUUCAUUUAGUUCACUGUUGUUGUGGAUCCUGGGUGGCGCUUCUUCAGAAAGCCUCAACUCAUUUUUCUCAAUAUUCCGGGACUUGAGAGAUCAAGGUCAAGUUUAUGCAGAACCUCCACAGCGAGAAAAUCAUGCAGCACAGAACAAUGAAUAAUGUGGUGAGAAGUCUGAAAUACUGAGUUGGGCCAGAAAUCCUUUCAUGCCUAGUUUGUUCCGUAUUUUGCAGCCAUUUGGCUCUGAGGAGAUGUGAAUUAUAAUUCCUCACAGCCAUUUGUAGUAAUUACUCAUGAUUUUGUGAAAGAGGCUAGUAGGACUAACGCCGGAAGCCCCACUGCUUAAAGCCAACCGUAAAGCCACAAGAGAUCAUUCUACCAAUUAUAAAUGUGGUAUACUGUAAUAUCCUUGUACAGGAGAAGGGAUUGGGCAUUGUAGGGUUAGAAGCAAAAAUGAUAGGUUCCGUGCGUAAACUAAUCACAAAUGCACAACUAUCGUCAAAGUUGUAUGCAGUGACUUGAUUCAUUGAUCUGGAGAAAUACGUCUUUCCGUAUCCAUACUCUCAUUUUGCGUCUAUUUACAUCUAUUUGGAACUUGAACCUAAAAGUGUUGUACUUGACUACUUGCAUUGCCGUAUUUACUGUUUGGCAAGACCGCAACGGGAACCAAAUUCAGUA